AGAAGGCGACGGAAGUACUUGCCGGAAGAAGGUAGGCAGGGCCAGAGGCAAUCCAAUGGUAAACGGCCCCUGGAGGAAAAGGGCGGUACCCCGUGAAAAGAUUAACCAAUGAGGAUCAUUGACGCCAGACACCGGGACGGCGCCGGGGCGGAGGGGACGAUGGAGAAUUUCACGGCGCUGUUCGGAGCCCAGGCUGAUCCGCCACCUCCGCCAGCGGCACUCGGCUUCGGACCCGGGAAGCCGCCCCCUCCGCCGCCGCCGCCUCCGGGCGGGGGGCCGGGCCCGGCCCCGCCCCCGACCGCCGCCUCGGCCCCUCCCGGGAGCGACAAGUCGGCGGCAGGCUGCGGCCCCUUCUACCUAAUGAGGGAGCUUCCAGGCAGCACCGAGCUGACGGGCAGCACCAACCUGAUCACACACUACAGCCUGGAGCACGCCUAUAAUAAAUUCUGUGGGAAGAAAGUGAAGGAGAAGCUGAGCAACUUCUUGCCCGACCUGCCGGGCAUGAUUGAUCUGCCUGGUUCCCAUGACAACAGCAGCCUGCGCUCCCUCAUCGAGAAGCCCCCCAUCCUCGGGGGCUCUUUCAAUCCCAUCACAGGGACCAUGCUGGCUGGCUUCCGCCUGCACACCGGCCCGUUGCCGGAGCAGUGCCGCCUGAUGCAUAUUCAGCCGCCCAAGAAGAAGAAUAAGCAGAAGCACAAACAGAGCCGCACCCAGGACCCCGUCCCUCCAGAGACGCCGUCUGAUUCAGAUCACAAGAAGAAGAAAAAGAAAAAGGAAGAGGACCCUGAGAGGAAGAGGAAGAAGAAGGAGAAGAAGAAGAAGAAGAACCGACACAGCCCGGAGCACCCCGGGAUGGGCAGCUCUCAGGCCAGCAGCAGCAGCAGCCUCCGCUAAGGGGCCGGCGGACCCUGCUAGGACUUCCCUGCUGGGCCGGAGCCGGCCCGGGUCAGCGCCUGGGCGCCCAGGCAGAAGCCACUCCGCCGGAGGAGCCGAAAGGGAGACGGGCUGGGCUCCCGGCGGCCUCUGCCUGGCUCCCUUCCUCACGGACACCUCUUCCCUUUCCAGGAAGCUUUCUGUUCACCUCUUGUGUGCAGUUUGUCUGAUGUAGGACUUGGUCUGGUUUGUUAGGAUUUUUGUUCUCUUAAAAUUGCAUUUAUCAAACUGGCUGAAGUGUGGCUGCCUUUGAGGAGGUAAGUGCCUUUCCGUGGGAGUCAGGGCGUAAGCCAAGGCGUGCUGAGGUCUGAGGGGGCUCGGACCUUGCGUGACGCUGUCUCCUCAGCAGGCGGGGCAGCCGGGGAGGAGGGUCCAGAAGCGGGUACCUUUCUGCCCCAGGCACGUUAGCGCCGUGCCCCUAAGGUUGCCAGCCAUUGCCUGGAUGACCUUCCCGCUUACGGCCCAGCUGUGUCCUAGGUCAGUUUCGUGUGGAAACUCGGUAGCCGAAGGAGAAAGCACCCACCCACGGUCAGAAGUGAAUUUCAGCAAGAUUGCUACUUGGUCAACGCUGUGGUUUUUUAAAAAAAAUAAAUUUCUGGCAAGGAAAGGUAAA
Molecule: messenger RNA, 1546 nt
Organism: Dama dama (fallow deer)
Lineage: Eukaryota; Metazoa; Chordata; Mammalia; Artiodactyla; Cervidae
Gene: MED19
Product: mediator complex subunit 19
Exons: 5
Coding region: 109-894 (261 amino acids)
Biological process (GO): positive regulation of transcription by RNA polymerase II
Cellular component (GO): mediator complex
Molecular function (GO): transcription coregulator activity; transcription factor binding
Source: RefSeq, a predicted model, not a curated record